Penicillium oxalicum is the source of this 447-nucleotide messenger RNA. RefSeq lists its product as uncharacterized. The record is from RefSeq and is a predicted model, not a curated record. The coding region runs from base 1 to 447 and encodes 148 amino acids. The transcript has 2 exons. NCBI's taxonomy places the organism in Eukaryota, Fungi, Ascomycota, Eurotiomycetes, Eurotiales, Aspergillaceae.
AUGAUCAGGGGCAAAUACGAGUGGAAAGAUAAGAACCUAACUUACCCGCAUCUCAUGCUCGUUAUGCGCAGUGAAGGGGUCGUAUUCCAGGGCAAACUUCUUUUUUGCGAGCUGGCGUGUAUUGCCCAGGCGAUCAAGAAUCGCCUAGAGCAGGAUGAACUCAAAGAUACCUCGCUGUUUCCGGUUCUUCUGAUGACAUUCUGUGAACCACGACAUGGCCGUCUCAUCCAGGCACAAUACAACAAGUUCGGGAUCUUAAAGGUUAGGGCUUCGCCAAUCUAUUCUUUCGUGAAAAGAGACGAGGCGCCGUGGAAUCUCUUUCUCCUUCGCUACCAUGCCAGCGUGCCAUACGAUGGGGCAGACGUUGAAUUCGGUGAUGAUCAAGUGGAGUCCGAGUAUGUCACUAGUGAGACUCAAUCCCGCAGAACUAUCGAUGAAUCUGUCUAG